This is a messenger RNA of Sinocyclocheilus anshuiensis, 668 nucleotides long. RefSeq names its product ubiquitin-like protein FUBI. The coding region runs from base 116 to 532 and encodes 138 amino acids. Gene Ontology annotation, cellular component: ribosome; cytosolic small ribosomal subunit. Gene Ontology annotation, molecular function: structural constituent of ribosome; protein binding. The record is from RefSeq and is a predicted model, not a curated record. NCBI's taxonomy places the organism in Eukaryota, Metazoa, Chordata, Actinopteri, Cypriniformes, Cyprinidae. The transcript is spliced from 6 exons. Gene Ontology annotation, biological process: translation.
AGAAGACACGUGGCGGUCACGUGGGCAGCGCGCUUCCCAGAGUUCUUUGCGCCGCGCAUGCGCGCUGUCCUUUUCUCGUCCAGUUGCGGAUCGACUCGCAUCAUCUAAUCUCAUCAUGCAGCUGUUCCUGCGCGCUCAGACUCUGCACACGCUCCAUGUGUCCGCUCACGAGAGCGUCCGCGACCUGAAGGCUCGUGUUCAGGCUCUGGAGGGUCUGUCUGUGGAGGAGCAGGUGCUUCUGCUGGCUGGAGCUCCUCUGGAGGACGAUGCUGAGCUGCUGAGCUGCGGCGUCUCCGAGCACUGCACUCUUGAGCUGACCGCCAGACUUCUGGGAGGUAAAGUCCACGGAUCUCUGGCUCGCGCCGGGAAAGUGAGAGGACAGACACCCAAAGUGGACAAACAGGAGAAGAAGAAGAAGAAGACGGGCCGCGCCAAGCGUCGCAUCCAGUACAACCGGCGCUUCUACAACCGGCGCUUCGUGAACGUGGUUCCCACCUUCGGCAAGAAGAAGGGCCCCAACGCCAACUCCUAAACCAGCCCUAACGAGCCCUAACGAGCGAUUCCUCCGGAGGAACAAACACUCUUCCUGAUCUGCUUCAGAGAGAGUUUCACAAAGUGUUCCAUGGGUUUUCAAUCAGUUCGUGAAAAUAAAGAUGCAAUAAAUAAUA